AUGGGACUAUCAGCUUCAAAACGAGUCAGAAACUCACUUACCAACUCGCCCGAAUUUGACUCAGCCUGCAAUUCAACCUUCUCCCACUGCCUUGCCCUAACACAGCACGCAUACAACGGCGUUUUCCCCUAUCAACUCUGCACCGCCGCCGACCACCUUCACCACCUCCUCACCGUCGUCCAGCCGCAUCCACUAAUCACCAACUGGCUUCCCUCUCCCCCGACUCGUCUCCAAGUGGACUCAGCACUACGAGCCGUCAAUCGCGAUGACUCGGAUUGUGAAGGCGAAACACUAGGACUGAUCCGGUUUCAGCGUUGGGCGAUUGAACUAUUCGCAGAGGCUGUGGUGAAGAACGUGGGAAAGAAAGUGAUGGUUCGAGUUCCGAUGGGAAUUGCCGGAAUCGCCGGAAUCGGCGCCGUGACUCGGUCUGGAAAGGAUGUGGUUGGAGCUGUGGUUGCAGUGUACGCGCUCGGCGUUGCCACUUCGAUAUAUCUCAGCUUAUCGGGAUAGUAACGUGAGAUCGUUUCUAUUUUGGUUCAUUUUGGUUUAUCACUCAAUAGAAGAGACUUUUGUACGGAUGACUCUUUUAGCAAUCGAUGAUCCGCUCCACUUUUUUACAAAUAUACGAAUUCCAGCACUUAUUUGUCAA
Messenger RNA from Cucumis melo (muskmelon), 649 nucleotides. RefSeq lists its product as uncharacterized. The transcript has a single exon. The record is from RefSeq and is a predicted model, not a curated record. Bases 1 to 510 code for a protein of 169 amino acids. NCBI's taxonomy places the organism in Eukaryota, Viridiplantae, Streptophyta, Magnoliopsida, Cucurbitales, Cucurbitaceae.